UCAUAGCAGGUGUAUCAUUUAUUGCUGGAACCAUGAUAGGUUCUGGGAUUUUCAUCUCCCCCCAGUACGUGCUGGCUGCUAUCGGCAGCCCUGGGGCAAGCUUUGUAAUCUGGACUUGCUGUGGGUUGAUAUCCAUGUUGGGAGGGCUCUGCUACGCUGAACUGGGAACAGUCAUACCAGAGUCUGGAGGACAGUUUAUCUACAUGCUGCGGACGACAGGGAAAAUGGUGGCCUUUAUGUUUUAUUUCAGCUUCAUCGUGGCCAUGAGACCUACCAUUGCAACAUAAAUUGCUCUGAGUUUUGCUGAAUAUGCUGUUGCCCCCUUCUACAGCGGCUACACCCCCUCCAAUAGUGGUGGUAAAAGUAAAAGUUUUACAACUUCAGUCGAGUUAAUAAAAAAUCUAAGGAAUACUUUGAGCCCUUUUUAUUAUCUUUGGAUUACAUUCUUCAGGUGUCUCUGUUACAUCUGCAGUGUUUUCCCAAUCAUCGCUCCGAUAUGACCAUGACGGACAAAGAACCUAAAGCCCUGAAAAUGAGGCGGGAAAUUGGGCUGAUUGGUGGUGUAGCACUAGUAUCAGGAACCAUGAUCGGAUCCGGGAUAUUCAUGUCCCCUCAGUUUAUAAUGGGCUACGUUGGAAGCCCUGGAGCAAGUCUGGUGAUCUGGGCUCUCUCUGGAGUUGUAGCUAUGUUUGCAGCACUGUCCUAUGCAGAGCUUGGGACAAUCAUCCAGGAAUCUGGUGGAGAAUUCAUCUACAUACUGAGGAUCUAUGGUUCAUGCCCUGCUUUUUUUGCAGCAAUCACUUUUGUUGUGGUUGUGAAGCCGUUUGGCAUUGCAGCAAUGGCGAUUAGCAUUGCAGAAUAUGCUCUAGCACCCUUUUACAACAGCUGCCAACCUCCUGAUCUGGUAGUGAAGUGUGUUGCAGCUGUGGCUAUACUGGUCGUUGCCAUAGUAAACAUCUUGAAUUCCCGGAUUGCCGUCAGAAUCCAAGUGGUGUUCUUGGUGGCCAAAGUGCUGGUGUUGACAUUUAUUGUUAUCGGAGGAAUAGUGAAGCUCAUACAGAGCAGCAGUGUCAUUGUGGAAAAUUUGAAAGUUGAGAAUGCAUUUAAAGGCACUCAGUACUCUUUGAGCACUCUGGGAAUGGGUGUUUAUCAAGGACUCUGGUCUUACGCUGGGUGGUACAACUUGAACUAUGUCACUGAGGAGCUAAAAAGACCUGAGGUGAAUCUCCCCAGGGCGGUUGUGAUAGCCAUUUCUCUGGUGACUGGCUUAUACCUGCUGGUGAAUGUGAGCUACCUGACGGUUAUGACUCCAAAAGAGCUCAUGUCCUCAAGCGCUGUAGCAGUAACCUGGGGGAACAAAGUGUUAGGAAGCUGGGGCUGGACCAUGUCUGUGGCCGCAGCGUUGUCUGCUUUCGGCUCACUGAACGGAACGUUCUUCAGUGGGGGCCGUGUGUGCUUUGUUGCUGCCAGGGAAGGUCACCUGCCAGAUAUCCUAGCCAUGGCUCACGUCCGCAGACUGACUCCAUCUCCAGCGCUGAUCUUUACCACCGUGGUCUCUCUUCUGGUGCUGAUCCCCGGAGACUUCCAGAGCAUUGUCAACUUCUUCAGUUUCACUGCCUGGUUUUUCUAUGGCAUCACCCUCUCUGGACUUGUCUAUCUCAAGAUUAAGAAGCCGGAGCUCCCCAGGCCAUACAAGGUUCCCAUUAUACUCCCAGUCCUGGUCAUCAUUGUGGCAAUAUUCCUUGUUCUUGCACCCAUCCUAGACAACCCUCAGAUAGAAUACCUCUAUGUGUCUUUAUUUAUCCUCAGUGGAGCUAUAGUGUACGUUCCCUUCAUCCAUUUCAAGCUCUGCCCAGGGUUGCUGACCAAGCUAACAGUGUUCCUGCAGCUCUUCUUAGAGGUGGCCCCGACAGAGAAAAACCUGUGAUAUUGGUGGAAGA
Messenger RNA from Trematomus bernacchii (emerald rockcod), 1940 nucleotides. RefSeq names its product b(0,+)-type amino acid transporter 1-like. The record is from RefSeq and is a predicted model, not a curated record. Lineage: Eukaryota; Metazoa; Chordata; Actinopteri; Perciformes; Nototheniidae. Gene Ontology annotation, molecular function: L-amino acid transmembrane transporter activity. The coding region runs from base 497 to 1927 and encodes 476 amino acids. Gene Ontology annotation, biological process: amino acid transmembrane transport. Gene Ontology annotation, cellular component: membrane. The transcript is spliced from 6 exons.